This is a messenger RNA of Drosophila miranda, 2197 nucleotides long. RefSeq names its product zinc finger protein 431-like. Gene Ontology annotation, cellular component: nucleus. The coding region runs from base 65 to 1825 and encodes 586 amino acids. Gene Ontology annotation, molecular function: zinc ion binding. The transcript is spliced from 2 exons. The record is from RefSeq and is a predicted model, not a curated record. Lineage: Eukaryota; Metazoa; Arthropoda; Insecta; Diptera; Drosophilidae.
AUGUACAACCGUAUACCUACCCUCAGCUAAAGUUGGACAAGGAAGAAAAGCCAAUAAAAAGACAAUGGAGAAAAUAUGCAGAGUUUGCAUGGGAAAUUCUGGACCAUUCGCAAGCAUUUUGGAUGAGACACAAAAAUCGGAGUGCGCAGGAUACGUGGUUAGGCAAGGCGAUUCACUAACAGAAAAUAUAUGUUCGCCUUGCCUAGAGGCUACAGUGAAUGCAUUUAAUCUUAAGGAAACUUGUGAGCAGAGCCAUGAACGCAGUUUUCCAGUGGUGCAGGAGAAUAUAGAAGACUUUUCCGAUAGUCAGGAAGAUGAGGACUGGGAACCGUCAGAUAGUGAAAGUGACCAGAGUGAGAAACAUUUUCAAACCGAUCAAGAUGGUAGCGAUAACACUGAUAAAAGUGAUAACGCUGAUAGAAUUGAUAGCACUGAUAAUGCGAAUCAAAUUGAUAACACUGAUAAAAUUGAUAGACCACAUAAAUGUUCUCACUGCUCGAAGUCAUUUAAAGACGAAUCCUAUCUCAAAGUUCACAUGCGAACUCACACGGGCGAGCGACCGUAUAAGUGUUCCCAUUGCUCGAAGUCUUUCUCUCACUCCGGAACUCUUCGGCUUCACAUCCGUACGCACACGGGAGAACAACCCUACAAAUGCAUAUUCUGCUCAAAGAAAUUUCGACUAAAAUCCAAUCUUCAAACUCACACCCGUAUGCACACAGGGGAUCGACCCUUCAAAUGUUCCCACUGCUCGAAGUCUUUUGCACAAAAAUAUAAUCUUGAUAGACACACCCGUACACACACGGGUGAUCGACCCUUCAAAUGUUCCCAAUGCCCGAUGUCAUUUACACAAAAAUUCGAACUCAAGAUACACAUCCGUAGUCAUACGGGAGAACGACCUUAUAAGUGUUCCCACUGCCCUAAGUCCUUUGCCCGAUCCGAUUGCCUCCGAAUUCAUUUGCGCUUGCACAAGGAUAAACGAACCUACAAAUGUAGUUACUGCUCGGAGUCAUUUCAAGAAAAAUCCGACCUCCAAAGACACAGCCAUACUCACAGCUGGGAACGGCCGUAUAAAUGUUCUUCCUGCUCAAAAACUUUCGUACAUAAGUCUAAACUUGAUAGACACACCCUUACUCACACAGGUGAACGACCCUACCAAUGCACUCAGUGUUCGAAGUCAUUUCCAGAAAAAUCUAACCUAGAGAUACACAUCCGCACUCACACGGGCGAGCGACCGUACAAGUGUACCCACUGCUCCAAGUCUUUUCCUCACGCUGGAACUCUCCGCAAUCACAUCCGUACGCACACUGGGGAACGACCCUACAAAUGCCCUGAGUGCUCGAUGUCAUUCACACAGAAUUCCGAGCUUAAACAACACAGUCGCACUCACACGGGGGAGCGACCGUACGAGUGUUCUUACUGUCCGAUGUCGUUUAAACAACUCGCCCAUCUUCAAAUACACACCCACACCCACACAGGUGAGCGGCCCUUCAAAUGCUCUCGUUGCCCGAAGUCGUUUCCAGAAAAAUGCACUCUCAAUGUGCACAUCCGGACUCACACAGGGGAAAGACCGCACAAGUGUACCCGCUGCUCUAAUUCUUAUGCUCACGCCACUUCUCUUCGAGAUCAUAUACUUUGGCACACGGAUGAACGACCAUUCGAAUGCCCUGAAUGUCCAAUGGCUUUUAUACAAAAAUACAAACUUGAUAGACACAUCCUUACUCACACAGGAGAACGACCCUUCCAGUGCUCUCACUGUUUGAAGUCAUUUAAUCAAAAUUCCCAUCUCAAAAUACACUUCCGAACUCAUAGAGAAUAUUCACCCUAAGUCUACUUUAAAUAACUAAUUUAAAUACAAAACCCAAACCUACCAAAGACAUAUACUAACUCUCACAACCAAUGACUUGUGUCCCAUUCCGGUACUAUCUGGUAUCUCACAAUCUCGUAAGCACCCUGAGGAUUGCAUGCAUGCGAAGCUAGGAAAAACAGAUAAGGUCUGAUUGCUCCAGACAAAGGACACCUUUCGGCCCACUAAUUCCGUCUGUGAAUGUGUCCUUUGCCUCAAGCAGGUAUUAUAGAUCUGUAUGCAAAUAAUUUCAUAUGUACUAUUAAUGAAAUCCUUUUUUUUAUCUUUGACAAAUCAAAAUUAAAAUGAAAUUUUAAAUUGUUCACCAACUUAAAAAGAAAAUAAUUAAUAAAU